UGCAAACGGUUACCAUUCGCACGGAUUCGCACAUUCUGUUCGUUUUCAGCUCCACCACAGAGGCACACACCCUCCAGCAUCACCGAUGGAAAACCGGUUAAAUCGUUAUGAAAAGAUUGACUUUUUGGGAGAAGGACAGUUUGCUACCGUGUACAAGGCACGUGAUGUGGAAACGAACGAAAUAGUGGCCGUAAAGAAGAUCAAGAUUGGUAACCGGGAAGAAGCGGCCGAUGGUAUCAACCGGACCGCGCUACGGGAGAUUAAGCUGCUGCACGAGCUGCACCAUGAGAACAUCAUCGGGCUGUUGGACGUGUUCGGUCACAAGAGCAAUGUGUCGCUGGUGUUUGAUUUCAUGGACACCGAUCUAGAGAUUAUAAUCAAGGAUCAAAAGAUAGUGCUUACGCCGGCCAACAUCAAGAGCUACAUGAUACAGACGCUGCGGGGGCUCGAGUACCUGCACAUGCACUGGAUACUGCACCGGGAUCUGAAGCCAAACAAUCUGCUGAUCAGCGGCAGCGGGGUGCUGAAGGUGGGCGAUUUCGGUUUGGCCAAGUUUUUCGGAUCUCCCAACCGCAUCAACACCAACCAGGUCGUCACACGGUGGUACCGCUGUCCGGAACUACUUUUUGGUGCCCGCCACUACGGAACGGGCGUCGACAUCUGGGCCGUCGGUUGCAUCCUGGCCGAGCUGCUGCUGCGCGUGCCGUUUCUGCCGGGCGAAAGUGAUCUCGAUCAAUUGACCCGAAUAUUUCAGGUGCUUGGCACGCCGAACGAAACCAAUUGGCCCGAUGUCAAGUCGUUGCCGGACUACGUACAGUACAAGUUCUAUCCACCGAUUCCGCUGCGUGACAUAUUUACGGCGGCAUCCGAAGAUUUGCUCGAUUUGGCCAACAAAAUGCUCACCCUGUACCCACUGGGACGGUGUUCGUGCACCGAGGCGCUGAAAAUGCCGUACUUUUCGAACAAACCUGCCCCAACGGUUGGCCCACGGUUGCCCAUGCCGGCGAACUAUAAUGCGGCCAGUAAGCAGGAAGAAAAACCGUCGUUGAAACGAAAAAUUCUCGAUAGCAUCGAUGGGGGUACUGUCCCCAAACGUUUACAGUUUUAA
This is a messenger RNA of Anopheles bellator, 1108 nucleotides long. RefSeq names its product cyclin-dependent kinase 7 (gene Cdk7). The transcript is spliced from 2 exons. Gene Ontology annotation, biological process: positive regulation of transcription by RNA polymerase II; protein phosphorylation. The record is from RefSeq and is a predicted model, not a curated record. Lineage: Eukaryota; Metazoa; Arthropoda; Insecta; Diptera; Culicidae. Gene Ontology annotation, molecular function: ATP binding; RNA polymerase II CTD heptapeptide repeat kinase activity; cyclin-dependent protein serine/threonine kinase activity. Bases 86 to 1108 code for a protein of 340 amino acids. Gene Ontology annotation, cellular component: nucleus; cytoplasm; transcription factor TFIIK complex.